UCCGCCAAUAUGGCUCGUCAUGUACGGUGGUGCUCUCCUCUAGUGACAAUGUGCCUAAUUUUUGGCAUUUCCAGCAUGAUCUGGAUCCGAACGACAAAAGCAGAUUGUUUUUACGAUGACCAAAUAUACGAAGAGGGCGUGGAAGUCGAAACAUUCGAACAUUGCUUGAAUUGUACGUGUACCAGAGGCGUUUUGCUGUGUUACCUUAGGGUUUGUCCGCAUCUACCAAAUCCUCCUCCAGUUGGUUGUAUUCUCCUGCAUCGUUACAGAACUUGUUGCCCCGAACUAAUUUGUACUGAUUUCACAGGGGAUGGAAAUGCCUUAGAAAGUAGGUCAGAUCCAGAAGGAUUUGAUCUCUUGCCUUUUGAAGAAGAUGAGGAAUCUGAAGCUUGCAUUUUAAAUGGAAGCGUUUAUGCUCCUGGAUCAGCCAUGGACUCCUCGUCUCAUUGCGAAUAUUGCUAUUGCCUAAGAGGAAAGCAAACUUGUGUUAAGCCCAAAUGUUUGCUCCCCAUAGAUGGAUGUACACCGUCAUAUGACCCUAACCAGUGCUGUCCCGUUCAGUACAAUUGCUCAUUAACGACUACAGUGAGCAGUACAACAACAACAAUGGUUCCAACUAUGAAUAACCCUGCAGGUGGUUGUUUGGUUGAAAAUGAAUUCUAUGCCGAAGGCGACAAAGUUCUUGGAGUCGGUCAUUCUGCUUGCGAUAACUGCUACUGUCUUAGAGGGAUGUUACGAUGUGAACCCUUAUCUUGUGCUCCUCCUCUCCUCGGAUGUAUGCCGAUUAUAAAACAUGGUGAAUGUUGUGCAGCGAGUUAUAACUGCACUGGAAGUAUUGAAAUAAACCCUGAGCCAAACUAUGGACAGUAUCCAAUAGUCAGUAGCGAGUAUUCAAAGUUGCGUAAGGAACAACCCAAAAAGCCCUACGUAUCUCAUAGUAAUCGAAGGGUCAAACCAGAAAUUAAAGAAUCAAGUGGUCCAUUUUACGUCAUUGCUGAAUCGCCAGAAUCUGAAAGGAACGCUUAUCGAAAUCCAGAUACAGCGGGAACUACCAGGAAAUUCACAGGAUUUUUCUUCAAUCCAAGCACAACAACACCCUUCUACUAUGAAUCUAUGAUCAAGGAAGGUGAUGCAAUAAAUGGAUUCAAACAUGUUACCCGAAGUUAUCCAGAAAAUAAAUUCAGAACCAGUACACUCAAUGACAAUGACCUUGGGAAGAAAGAUCUAUUUGACAUCACUGUUGAUGCUAGGGGUAUAAGCACAACACAUAACCUUCUUGAUUCGACCCCAACAGACGAAUCGAAUGAUACGACAGAAACUUCAACUAAGGGGCUAAACACGGAAGAAACAACUAAUUUUGAUGAAAAUAUACUGGUGACAGUAUCUACCUCCGAACCUGAUACAACAGUAAGCUCUCCCACUGAAAACGAAGAAUCUACAACAACGACAGAGGGGGUUCAAUCAAUUGAGGAAACAUCAACAUGGAGUGAAAAUAACAGCUCUGAAACUAUAACCAUCAGAUCUGUGAUUAACACAACUGACUGUAUAAAUAGUGCAGAUUUCAAUCCGUUGCCGGCUGAGACAAUCAAUAAUCUCGCUGAAACUAAUCAAUUUACGCCAUCUGUUGAAGUGUCGAGCAGUGAAUCGACUGAUGUUACCGAAAUUGAUCUUCAAAGUAGCUUCGACCUAACAGAUAAUGUUUCUCCGAAAGUCAAAAAUGGAUCCAAAAUAACAAGUUUAUCGAAUGUCUCCAAGACAAAAGAGAACGAUUAUGAUUUGGAUUAUAACGAUCCUUCUCUACCACCCUCUCUACCUAAUUUGCAUAUAAUUCCCUUUUUGGCUGCUGAUGCUCUGGAUAGCCAGAAGGAAAAUUCGUUGUACGCUCAGGACAAGUCUUCUAAUGAUUCAUUCGAAUUCACAAAUUUAUUUUCACCCCCGGUAAAAACAGAAGGUGGUUUUAUUCCGAAUGGUAAUCCAGUAGUUUUGGAAACUCUUUACGAUAAUGCAGUUACCAUGCCUACGCCACCAGGAUCUACAGAAAAUCCACCAGCCCGCUGUUCGUCCAGAGGUGAAAACAUACUUCAUGGGCAAUCUGUACCAUCAGAUUCACCAUGUACAACCUGUACCUGUUUUUAUGGCAACAUUGUGUGUCAGAAAGUUCCGUGCCCAUCACUCGGACCAAACUGUCGGAAAUCGGUAGAGGAUAAAAACUUGUGUUGCCCCCUCUACAUAUGUGUUGGUUCGGUUCCUGAAAAUGUACCUGAAUCAUCAGAUGCGUCAGGAGCAAAAACAGUAACGACAUCAGAUCCUUUCAAGGAUGUUAUCAAAACAAAGCCUGCUCCAGAUCUUCAGUCCCUAAUUGUAGAUAUGUUACCGCAUUUCAACCAAAAACCGAGCAAGAAAACGACGAUAUAUAUCACAACUUUACAGCCAGUGACUGAAGCAGGAUCCGAGAAGAGUACCAAAAAGAAAGAUGAAACUUUAGGUUUGGAUAAAGUUCUAGAACUACUUUUAGGGGGAUUAGAUGGCCAGAAAUACAAUUCAUCUUUAGCUCAGACGAGUACAAAUAAUCAAAAAGUACCCAACAUUUCGAAUAAUUUGGAAAACGAUGACCGAAAUAAUAGUGCAGCUAUUCUGAAGCUGGCUGGGUGUAAUAUUUAUGGAAGGAUGUACAGGGUCGGAAGGAUCAUAUCAGAACUUUCUGGUCCCUGUUUAGAAUGUAAAUGUACUGAAGUUGGAGUGCAGUGUAAACAUUUGAAGUGUUGAGUGUGACCUAAACAGAUCUCCAGAUAUUAGAGACUGGAACAAAUGAAGGUUCAUUGAUUGCGUGGCUAGGAGCUUCGUGAGAAAAUUAAAAUGCCUUGUGAUUAGUUGAAAGCACAACAACGGGGACUUUUUAGAAACUUCUGGAAGUCACUAUUCCAUUUGGCUCGAUUUCAAUUUCAAUCGUUACCUAUACAUAAGACGUCAUAUCAUAUAGAAUCAAAAUUUCGUAUUUUGAGAUACCAAAACUGACUUGAAAAGUAGUUUACCGGAAGAUCCAUUCGUCAGAUAUAUGCGCUGAUAAUAAAUUAUGUCUGUCUGAUGAACUUCUGUCCGAAAAUGCUCUGUAAGGGUGCUGAAACCCUCAAGAAAGGC
Molecule: messenger RNA, 3138 nt
Organism: Coccinella septempunctata (seven-spotted ladybird)
Lineage: Eukaryota; Metazoa; Arthropoda; Insecta; Coleoptera; Coccinellidae
Exons: 10
Coding region: 10-2766 (918 amino acids)
Molecular function (GO): protein binding
Source: RefSeq, a predicted model, not a curated record